AGGCUAGAAUGUGUUGACACUGAUAGAGUGCGACUGAGAAAAUGACUUUUGCCUGUGAAAUCCAGGGAUGGUUUCAAAGACGUGUAGGACCAAACAGAUCCUGAAAAAUGUUUUCCCCCUCGCAUUUCUUGGGAGGUGGUGCGAGGGCUGCUGACGUGAUGAGACAGCCCAACCCCUGCUAUACUGUGGAGGAAAAGUCCAGGCGCAGGGAAACAGGCUUCAGAGUCAGAUCAGCGCGUUGACUGAGCGCACGCUCCAUGCGCACCAAGACUCCAAGACGCGCGCCACGGAAAGACUGAUUCAGUCUUUACAAAAAAAUAUAUUGCUAAAUCAUUUGAAUGUAACUUUAUAAAAAAACAGAGCUGUGGAUUCCAUGAAACAUUUAAAUAAUUAGACAAGCAAGGAAAACCAGUAUUUACAGGAACGCGAAUGGAGACGCACUGGAUCCAACACGCUUCAUAUACUAUGUCAUGAUGCAGCAGCAACAUACAGACCUCCCACAGGUAAUUUACAGCAAAGAUUAAGUUCGCUUCGAGAGGGAAAGGGAAUUAUGAACUCGUCCGAGUCUGUUUGGCUCUUAGGGGAGCCGUGGAACCUGAGCAGAGCGGAGGAAGAGGACCAGAAACUUUUAUUCGGGAUUGGCACAGAUAACUUCAUUACGCUGCUGGUUUUCGGGCUCAUCUUUACGCUCGGUGUUCUGGGUAACUCCAUGGUGAUCACCGUGUUGGCCCGGAGCAAACCGGGCAAACCACGGAGCACCACCAACAUCUUCAUCCUCAACCUGAGCAUAGCAGACCUCUCCUACCUGCUCUUCUGCAUCCCUUUCCAGUCCACUAUUUACAUGAUGCCGACGUGGGUCCUGGGCGCUUUUAUUUGCAAAUUCAUCCACUACUUCUUCACCGUGUCCAUGCUCGUGAGCAUCUUCACUCUGUCUGCCAUGUCUGUGGACCGGUACAUCGCCAUCGUGCACUCCAGGAAGUCCUCCUCUAUCCGGGUGGCAAAGCACGCUCUGAUCGGAGUGGUGGUGAUUUGGAUUCUCUCCCUGGCCAUGGCUGCGCCGAUCAUGUAUUACCAAAACAUCUUCCACAGAGGAGAGAAUCACACCUUCUGCUGGGAAGUGUGGCCGGAUCAAAACCAGAAGAAGAUCUAUGUAUUUUGCACCUUUGUGUUUGGUUAUGUGUUGCCCCUGCUGCUGAUUACCUUCUGCUAUGCCAAGGUUUUAAAUCACUUGCACAAAAAACUAAGAAAUAUGUCCAAAAAGUCAGAGGCAUCAAAGAAAAAGACUGCUCAGACGGUCCUGGUGGUGGUGGUGGUGUUCUGCCUCUCUUGGCUCCCUCAUCACGUCGUUCACCUCUGGGUGGAGUUCGGGACCUUCCCGUUAAACCAAGCUUCUUUCGUACUACGGGUGGCCGCCCAUUGCCUGGCUUACAGCAACUCAUCGGUCAACCCGGUCAUCUACGCAUUCCUGUCAGAGAACUUCAGGAAGGCGUACAAGCAGGUGUUCAAAUGUCAGAUCGGUUCCAGUGGCUCCCCACUCAACGACAUUAAGGAGAUCCGCAGCAAGGCGGACACUCCACCCUCGACCAACUGCACCAAUGUCUGAAUAUUUCUAUGUUUGCUUGGAUAUUGCCACAGCUGAACAAUUCCACAUGAGCGCUGUUCAUUAAAACGUGAACUAGAGGAGAAGGGAGAACAUGAUUACUCGCUUUUUGAUCAGUCUCUGUUUCCUGCUUCUCUUCUGUCGUAAUGAAAACAAGUACGGUCUGAACUCAGGAAAUGUAUCCUCUUUCUAGACUGAACUCAUUUACAUUGUAGACAUUUACGUGUCACAUCAAGGUAUAUUCCCUGACCAGUACAUUCAAAGUGAAUGACUAACAUUCUGUCACACUUCAAAGGUAGCCUAUAAAAUGUUUCAUAUGAUUGACAUAAUAACAAUACAAGUUAUGCUACAUCGAGUCACAACAUAGUUGGAAUACUGCUCUAAAACUGCAUAAAUACGCUACAGUUGCUAAUCCCUGUAAUGCUCUGUUAGUAUGACCAUUGGGCCCUUUGUCCACCUAACAUUUUUUUCCGGGCUGAAAAGCACUGGCUGUGCGCUCAGGAGCACAUGCAUGAAGCGUUUGUGUGCUGAGAAGAAAACAUGGCAACAGUCUGUAGACAACAGCCGCUGUAUGACCGACACUGCUCUGUUAUUUUUUUUAUGUAUGUUUUAUCAUUUUAGAUCAUUUAUUUACCCAUCAGGCACAGAGCCUAGAGGAUAUGGGAACAAGACACGAUCCAUAGGCAGAAAAAAAAAGGGGAAUAUCAUACAUUUUGGAAAAAGUUGAAAGAUUCGGCCGCACAAAAGCGGUGGAGCGCUCGGAAAAAAAGACACUGAGCGCAGUGCAUUUUCCCCAGGCGACCACAAAAAAGACGCUGCCGCUUAGAAAAAAACGACAGGUGGACACUGGGACUUAGAGUGUCCGCUGUAAUACUGUGAAUCAGUUAGUUUCAUGUGAAGAACGCUAUGAAGAGAAAAAUGUAACUUGCUGUUCCUCCACAUUAUAAAGAAUGUAAAUGUCGUAACAUUGCCCGAAUGUUUCAUGAUGUAAGUAGACAUUGCUUUGUUGAAUGUACAUGAACUAUAAUAAUUACUGUCCAGAGUUUGAGUGGACCAGUUUUUCCAUGAAUUGUUGAAUUGUUGACUUUUUUUCAAUAAUUGAAACGUGGCUGAUGGAGUGAUUAAGUUGGAUAUGUUGUUGUGUUAGAAGAAAAGGUGACUAAGCAAUCACAUCAAACCCCUUUGCUUGCCAUAUUUUGCUUUGGAAUCCUAUUUUCAAAUAACAUAAAAUAUGAAUUCAAUCAAAAACUUGUAGUAUAGCAGUUUGUUUGUUUUGCUAGCAAGAGGGGGGCUUAUAGUGCUUCUGCUGACUGGUCAGGUAAAGGAUCGUUUGGUUGGGUGAUAAAAACAGAUGACAAUUUCUAUAAUGGUUGCAAACAGAAUAGAGUGGUCUCUAAAACCUCUCUAUUCUUUACAUUACUACCUAAAGGACAUUGUAAAACGCUCAGGAGCCAUGUUUCCCUUUUUUGGCAGGUGUCAUUGAAUGUUACUAUGGAAACAUGGCUUGUACACUUUUUUUCAGAAAAACAUCUUUCACUGCUGUUCCUCACUGCUUGAAUGUUUCUGAAUUCCCAGAACUGAACAUUCAAACAUGUAGCCCCUGACAGAUACAAAAACAUUUAGGCUAGAGUGGGCAAAAUAACUUUUUAACCAAUUCUACUGAAAUGUAGGCUAGUACUUGAUCGUCAUUUGCAUUAGCGUUACAGCUAACAUGUUGUUGAUCUGGAGUGAAAAUUAUUGUGCUGACAAACUUUAAACGACAACCAAAGCAACUUUUUUUCAUAUUUUAGUGAAAAAAAACGAGUUUAAGCUAUAGACAAUAUAUAUGUCAAACGUUUCCCUUGAGUUCAGCAUGCGGUCAACGUGACUAAGCAAGCUGUUGGUAGACUGAAAAAUAAGUACCUAAACUCUGCUGAGUGAUGCCUGGUUUAACUAAUUUCCCUACUUUUAUUUUUACAUUAGGAAAAACAGAAGACACCAUGUGAGGAAUUAAGAGUUGUUAUGAGGUACAGUAGAGCUGGAUUGAGUAAAGACAGUGCAAUUGAUCACAUUUUUAAUUUUCCUUAAACAGCUGACAAAAAGUUGCAACUUCACCUGAGAAAAAAAAAAGAAUGCCAUUGUUUUAAAACUCAGUAUAAAAAGUUAUAUUUCACAUUGAUACAUUGUAUAUUAAUACUGAAGCAAAUAUGCACAUAAUGUUUUGCUAUGUAAACAGUUUUGUGCUUGUGAUGUGUUGUAUGAUUAAGUCAGGUGGUUUAAAAUAUAGAGCUCUCUACUUGUUUUGCACCUUGCUGGUAGCUAUUUUUUUUCUAAACUUGAAACAUGAGUGAAAAUAAAUGACUUUUAAGUCCUUUACAAUGUGUAUGUGAUGAGCCAAGCCUCCACAGCUUUACACCAGUACACACAAAAUAUUGAAAAAGUGAGACCAUUGGACCUACAGUUUCCUAUGUACAUUUUCAGAAAUUUUGGAAUGCAUUUGAUUUCCACUGAGUAUGAAGGAUCUCAAGUUAUGUUCAUUGUGAAUAUUCAGCUUGUGGUUCGGUAACAGUUUGUCAUGGAGGGGAGCGAGCCUGCUGCUGUUUUUUUUUCUUAGCUGCAGCAGCUGAUUAACACUAACUUCAUCUUGAGAGAAGGAACUAAUCCGUGCAAUCAGACGACUCUCAUCCUCCCUGUCAGUGAGGAUCCCAGGAGUAAGUCAACCAUUAUUCCCACACAGCUGAGGAGGUGAAGCUGAUGACUUUGCUCACUUGACUGACUGCAAAGAUGGGAAUGCUCUAUCAUGCACACGCAGGACUAAGAAUAUUAAUUUUUAAAGUGGGCAUUUGUAAAGGAAUCUAAUUAAAGCUGUGUGAACUCGAAGCUUUGUUGUGGAGCUUCAGUAGGACUACAUGUGAAUGAAUGACUUUUCUGUGAUGUGUUUCUGAAACACAUCGAGUGUUGUUUUCUUCAAAUUAUCCAUAUAAAGAGCA
This is a messenger RNA of Labrus bergylta (ballan wrasse), 4569 nucleotides long. Its product is annotated as galanin receptor type 1. Gene Ontology annotation, biological process: negative regulation of adenylate cyclase activity; positive regulation of cytosolic calcium ion concentration; G protein-coupled receptor signaling pathway. Gene Ontology annotation, cellular component: plasma membrane. NCBI's taxonomy places the organism in Eukaryota, Metazoa, Chordata, Actinopteri, Labriformes, Labridae. The record is from RefSeq and is a predicted model, not a curated record. Gene Ontology annotation, molecular function: galanin receptor activity.